CAUAGUAAGACGUCUUUCUUAUGUCGAUCAACUAAGCACUCUCAGAAGCUAGUCAGCCAUCCUUUUCUAAGCCGGCUUGGUCCCUUACGAAUUUUCGCGUUUAUUUAUUAUUUUUAAAUGUAAUGCGAAAGUAGUGCUAAGGAAUAACAAUUAAGAUGCCAUCUAAUCAUGAACCUAUUUCCAAUUGGGCAGAUGAAGUGGAAGAUGAGGGAACUGUCAGCCUCCCUCCACCAACAAUUGUUUAUGAAAAUGACUUUAAAAUAAUGAUGGAAUAUAAGUUGAACGAUGAUAAUAAGAAAGUCAAAGUAGUGCGUACAUACAAAAUUGAAAAGCGUACUGUUUCCAAAAGCAUUGCUGUUCGUAAAAAUUGGGUCAAAUUUGGUGAUUCGGCCAAUGAUGGACCAGGUCCAAACCCAGCAACUACAGUUAUUGCUGAAGAUGUAUUCAUGCAAUUCCUGUCCAGUAAAGAAGAGGAUAAUAAGGUGGAAGAAGAUUCUCUCGACAAGCUUAAGAGCAUGGGAGAUAAAGGAGUUGUGAAAUGUCGUAAUUGUAACGGGGAUCACUGGACCUCAAAAUGUCCAUUUAAAGAUACAGUUCUUGGAGACACUAAAGUUGUGGACGACAAAAAGCCACUUAACCCUGUUACUGAAGCACCAAGUAUGCCAGACAAACCUCAAGGUAGCAAGUAUGUCCCUCCAAGUAUGCGUGAUGGUGGUAACAAAAGAGGUGAUUCCAUGCAAAUGCUAAGGAGAGAUGACACUACAGCCAUUAGAAUAUCAAAUCUGUCAGAGAAUACCACUGAUGCAGAUCUAGAGGAGUUAGUCAAACAGUUUGGUGCUAUUCAGAAACUUUACUUGGCUAAAGAAAAGAAUACAAAUGUUUGCAAAGGAUUUGCUUAUGUUCAUUUUAAAUCGCGAGCUGAGGCUGCAAGGGCUAUCGCUGUACUGAACGGUCACGGAUAUGAUCACUUGAUUCUCAGUGUAGAUUGGUCAAAACCUCCCGCACAAAAUAAUUAA
Phymastichus coffea is the source of this 1016-nucleotide messenger RNA. RefSeq names its product eukaryotic translation initiation factor 3 subunit G-like. The transcript is spliced from 3 exons. The record is from RefSeq and is a predicted model, not a curated record. Gene Ontology annotation, molecular function: RNA binding; translation initiation factor activity. Gene Ontology annotation, cellular component: cytoplasm; eukaryotic translation initiation factor 3 complex. Bases 156 to 1016 code for a protein of 286 amino acids. Lineage: Eukaryota; Metazoa; Arthropoda; Insecta; Hymenoptera; Eulophidae.